AUGUACCUAUCUAUUUCUUGUUGCAGAAAGCUUGGUUUGGAGUUGGUACCUCGUCGAGGCGCUGAAGCCGUUGACCCGGAGGACACAAGUCUAGUCGAGUUGUACAGAGUACAUGCUGAGAGUGCGGAACGUGCUGCAGCAUGGCGUGGUACGUUACGUCGUGCUGGUGGUUCCGGGAGCAGCUUCAAUUCUGGCACACUGACAAACAAUUCAAAUGUAAUCACAGCAACCACUGUGCAAUCUCACCUUAUGUGCAGUAUGCGGGACUUUGGUCAUACUGCGGGGGGAGAUGAGGCAGAACUGUUACUAUGGUUACACGAUGCGAGACGAGCUCAGCCUCUUUCGGAAAGGUUCAGGGUACGGAUAGCCAGGGAUGGGUUCUCCAACUAUGUGGAUAGACUACAUGCAAAUAGUACACUUUUUGCUGACCUAUCAAGUACAGAUCUAUCGCGCGAGCUAUGGCUCGUCGCGUGGGUGAUACGUGUAGGGCGCUGGUCGGGUGCAGGCGGUAGUGGCACGGGGGAAAGACGAGGCCCUGUAGCAAGGAGGCCUUUGGGUGCUGGGGUAUUACCGUUAUCAGAGUUUCUGAGACAAGCCGAACCACAGACUAUCGAAAAAGAAUACACUUUUAAGGUAUAUCAAUGCGAAGAAAAAGAUUUCCACCAACUCCAUGAUAUGCUGAUUCGUAAACAAACAAACAAGUGCAACAUUUUACCAGGUCAACCUAAUUAUGGAAUAGUAGUAGCUCUUCGGCUAUUAACAAACUCCGGUAGCAUAGCAGAAGCUGUGACCUCAGGAGCCACAGUUACAGCGAAACGGGGCUUCCCUGACGUGAUAAUGCCGGGAGAUGUCAGGAACGAUCUCUAUCUCACUUUGGAUAGGGCGGAGUUCGAAAGGGGCGGUAAAAGCACCGCGAAGAAUGUUCUAGCAACUGUCAGUGUACAUGACAGUACUGGACAAGUCAUUAGUGAUUGUGUAUGGGGAGCCAGUGGUACGGGGUCGACAUCGUACGAGUCACUAGUACUGUACCACAACAACAGCCCGGCGUGGGGUGAGCAGCUGCGGCUGACUGUCCCGCUGGAGACGUUCACGCAUGCGCACGUCAGGAUCGAAUUUAGACAUUGUUCAACACGUGAUAAGAAUGAGCGCAAGUUGUUUGGGUUCUCGUUCGCGCGUCUCAUGGAGGCGAGUGGCGCCACGCUGCGGGACGGCGCGCACGAUCUCUACGUGUACAAGUGUGAUGAUCCCUCCAAGUUAUUAUCAGGAAGCUACCUCUCGCUCCCGUCGUGCGCAAGCGACACAACACGCGCGACGUCUAACGGCGUUCUAACCUCCUUCCAAAGAAGCACUAAAGAGAACUGUAUUAUAAGCACUCUCUUGUGUUCCACUAAACUCACACAAAAUGAGGAUCUACUAGCGUUAUUGCAAUGGCGCGCUCGACCUGAGAAAGUACAAGAAACACUAAUGCGUGUUCUGCGUUUGGGAGAUGGCCUGAGUUGCGAAGAACUCAUCAAGUUUCUGAGAGAUGUUUUAGAUGCUUUGUUUGCUUUGUUCUCUACUGAAGAUGGGAAUAGCACUCCUCAUUCCGGCACAGUUUUCCUAGUACUAGUGUCGAUCUGCAGUUUGUUAGAUGAGUCCCGCUUCCAGCACUUUCGACCGGUUCUUGAUGUUUAUAUUGAGGAGCAUUUCUCGGCAGCUCUCGUAUACAAAGGCCUACUGUCGUCGGUGCAGCACUGCGCGGAGUGGGCCGCCGGAACCGACGGGCAGGAGCCGAUCCGCAAGUGCCUGCGCUCGCUGGGCGCCGUGUUCCGGCUGGCCGUGCGCUCGCGCUGCCUGUUCGCACGCGCCACCGGCGGCCAGUACGAGGACAGCUUCCGGCGGGACGUGCGCGCCGCGCUGCACGCGCUCAAGGCGCUCGCGCAGCACCCGCAUAGGGAUCACUUGGCGCCCGCUCAGGUCGCCCUAAUGACGUCAUGGGCCAGUGUAGCCAAAGAGGUAGCGUCCGCGCUCGGGCCGGUGGAGGCGGGCCGCAUCACCGCGGCGAUGCUGGACGCGCCCGCCGCCAACGCGCCGCCCGCGCUCGCUAAGGCGAGGCUCGCCGCUGCUCAGGAAGUGCUUAAAGGACCGCUCGGGCAAGAUCCUGAGGCACGCAACAUAGUUCUAACAACAGCAUGCCACCACCUACGAGUGCACCUUGCACGAAGGGAUGAACUGGCCCAAUGUGCAGACAUGCUAGGAGAACUAGUAACCUUACUGUGGAAGAAGGAAGACCCUGACCAGAUAGUGGAUGAAGACGAGCUGGACCCUGACGUGGACGUGCUAUGUCUGAACACGCUAGACGUGUUGGUUGAGACUGUCCUUAAUCUGAUUGGCGGGAAGUCCCCUGUACUGGGUCCAAUGGUAGCGGGUCUACUGGGAGUAAUGGAGCUACUGCGGCCGGCGCACUACCAGCGUCUGUGGAGUCACCUCGCACCGCAUCCGAACGACCGAAAACCGCUCAAAGACUUCCUAAUGCGAGCCUUCCUUGUGUUCCGACAUUUGAUUGAGCAAGAUGUCUUCCCACCUGACUGGAUGGUGUUAAGAGUUCAGAGCUGUAAAGUAUUAUUAUCUGCACUGCAAGAUCUAGCGAAACCUUUGUUGGAAAGGUUCUUGGGAGAUGAACCGCCGCAGUUUGAUUCACAGCUGUGGUCGGGCUACCUGGAGCUGGGCGUGGCGCUGGUGACGGCGAACGCGCUGCAGGCGGAGCAGUGGGCGCGCGGGCCGCAGCGCGCCGCCAUGCGCGCCGCCGCCGCGCUGCACCUGCUCGCUGUGUGGACCAGGCUCGGUGUAGCCCAACUCCAGCUAAUAGGACCAGCGGUAGGCGCCCUACUAGAAGUGACCCUAGUACCCGAACUACGACGCGCAGCCCUAGAAGCCCUAGUAGGGCUCAUGGCGGCGGAACGCGCGGCCACCGGCUCCGCUCGCAAGACGGAAGCGGCAUUAGUGGAUAAACUGGACUCGCUCGUCGCUGAUAACAAAGCUGAUGAUCAUUAUAGACGGCUUUUUGAUACUGUGGAACACUUGAGUUCUGUUCUAAUGGAGCGCGUGUCGACGGAGGGGUGGCGCGAGGCGGGCGCGGCGUUCGUGGGCUGCGUGACGCGCCUGCUGGAGCGCCUGCUGGACUACCGCGCCGUCAUGCAGGGCGCCGAGCACCGCGACAAGCGCAUGGCCGCCACUGUCAACUUGCUAAACUUCUACAAAAAUGAAAUCGAUCGCAAAGAAAUGUAUUUGCGCUACGUGUACAAGUUGCACGACUUGCACAUUGCAUCUGACAACUGGAUAGAAGCUGGAUGUACUCUUUUGCUUUACGCAGAAACCUUAAACUGGGAGAGCGAUCAAAUAGGCGUGGAUCCCGAACAUCCCGAAACUCCGGAAUGGAAACGUAAAGAAGCCUUGUAUAACCAAGUGUUGCAGUACUUCGACCGUGGAAAGUGCUGGGAAAAAGGCUUGCCGCUGCUACGUGAGCUGGCAACGCUAUACGAGGUGAAGCUGUACGACUACGCGCGCCUCGCGCACUGUCUGCGCACGCACGCGACCUUCCUGGACUCUGUCCUGGAGCAGCUCAGACCAGAGCCCGAGUACUUCAGAGUGGGCUUUUACGGGAAGGGAUGUCCGCUGUUUGUUAGGAAUAAACAGUUCGUGUAUCGUGGGCAAGACUACGAGCGCAUCGGGGCGUUUACUCAGCGCUUGCAAUCAGAGUAUGUGUCGGCUCACAUACUGAUGCGCAACACUCCUCCCGAUGACUCUAUAAUUGCUGCUGACGGACAAUAUAUACAAAUCUGCAACGUGAAGCCGGUGGCGUCGCGGCGCACGUGGCCGGGCGGCGCGCCCGACCAGGUGAAGCGCUUCUACGCGUGCAACGACGUCGACACCUUCCUCUGCGACCGCCCGCUGCACAAGCCGCCCAUUGAUAAGGAGAAUGAGUUUAAGAGUUUAUGGAUUGAGCGCACAACGCUUGUGACUGAGACCACACUUCCAGGAAUAUUGAGAUGGUCUGAAGUCAUCUCUCGAUCCGUAGAGGAAAUACCGCCAGUUGAAUUCGCAUGUGAAACAAUGGAAGCAACAGAAAGGGAACUUCGCAGUCUAAUAUCCCAAUACACAGCCGACCCCACGCAGAACAUCAAUCCAUUCUCAAUGAGACUACAAGGCACUAUCGACGCCAAUGUCCAAGGAGGUAUUACUAAAUACGAGCAAGCGUUCCUAACUGCGGAGUUCAGUAGGAAUGCGACGCCCAGAGAGGCGGCCGCCGCGGCCAAGUUGAGGAGGCUCAUAGCGUCGCAGUUGGCGGUAGUGGAGGCAGGGCUCACUCUACAUGGUCGGUUAGCACCGGAGGAAGUUAAGCCGUUGCAUCGACGAUUAGUAGAACGUUUCACUCAACUAAGGCAGAAUCUGGGACCAGGCUUAGCUCGUGCCAGGCGUCAGCUGUCUGAAAGUAUUGUCAAUACACCACUACCACCAGUGCCCGCACUAGAUAAGAGGUCUCACAGCGUCCAACAAAACGAUGGAUACUAUGAAGACGGACAUCUUUAUAAUAGGCCUAUCUAUUCUCUAGAAGACGGAAUAGACCAGCAAAGUGGUAUAAUGACGAACAGCCUCCCCGGAGAUAAUAGAGAGAGAGAUAACAGAGAGUACGAAGACAACUCUAUGAUCAAGUCGGCGCCCCCGUUGCCGACGCGACCGAAGUCCGGCGACCCCAGGAGCCCUACUAGACCGCUGGAAAAGUAUAAAGAUACAGUAGAGGAAGAGGUAGAAACGCGUCGUCACAGCCGCGCCUCGUGGAGCGAGCCCGGCGACGCUCCGCCGCUACCGCCGAGAGUGUCUGGAGACAAGCGGUUGUGGAGUGAGGCGCCGGCGGUGCCGCGACGCGCGCGCGCGGCCGAGGAGCGCGACUCCGGCGUGAGCGUGGACGCGCACCACUACACUAACGCGCCUGACAGGCACAAUCAUGAUAUCGAUAUAGUGGAAUCGCUUCGGUACGAGGAAAUAAUAUCAAUGAUGUCCGAGCCAUUGCACGUUGACGAAGAGGAAACCCCGCCGCCCAUCCCGCCCAAAGGACUGGGACAUUUGAGCAGCUUCGAUUCCGGGCACCACGAGAACGGGGAAUCCCACUGC
This is a messenger RNA of Brenthis ino (lesser marbled fritillary), 5151 nucleotides long. NCBI's taxonomy places the organism in Eukaryota, Metazoa, Arthropoda, Insecta, Lepidoptera, Nymphalidae. The record is from the annotation of a GenBank genome assembly.